CAGGAGCGCGUGGCGGCGCUGACGGGCGCCCCCCCCGAGGACCAAGUGCUGCUCUGGGCCGGGACCCCCCUGGACGAUGGCGCCGCCCUGGGCCCCCUCCCCGAAUUCGCCACCCUCGAGCUCUCCACGCGCCUGCUGGGGG
This is a messenger RNA of Mesitornis unicolor (brown roatelo), 142 nucleotides long. RefSeq names its product Finkel-Biskis-Reilly murine sarcoma virus (FBR-MuSV) ubiquitously expressed (gene FAU). NCBI's taxonomy places the organism in Eukaryota, Metazoa, Chordata, Aves, Mesitornithiformes, Mesitornithidae. Gene Ontology annotation, molecular function: protein binding. The annotation marks the transcript as partial. The record is from RefSeq and is a predicted model, not a curated record. The transcript has a single exon.